AUGUCUUCAAACGGUUCACAGAGCCAGGUCCCAGCUGGAUCAAGUGGAACUACAGCGAAUUCAAAUCAACAACCCGUGGCAAAUUCAGCAUCUACAUCCUCUUCUGGGUCUAGUGCAAUCAACCCUCCUCUGUUCAAAUUGAAGAUUUUGGACGCUUUAAAGAAUAAUAAUUUUGAUCAAUUGAAACAACUUGUCUUAUCUGUUCAAGAUUCUGUCAAUUAUUAUGAGUUAUCCCUUGUGAAGAAUUUAAUCUUUAAUUUGGCUGUUCAAGUGGCUCCAUUACAAAUUAUUCAAAGAUUAUUAUCAGAUGAAGCUAAAGAAUUGGCAAUUGAUGUUAAUUAUCAAGAUGAAAAUGGGAAUGCUCCUUUACAUUUAGCUGCUAUCAAUUCAAGAUAUGAUAUUGCUCAAUUGUUGCUAAGAGAUGAAAGAAUAAAUGAUACUAUUCUGAAUAAUGAUUUAAAACAACCAAUUGAAGUUGCUAAAGAUUUGAAAAUUGUUUCUUUAUUACAAAAUGAAAGAGCACUUUAUGUGGAAAAAGUUGCGAAUGAUUUAAGACAAUCUUUUACAAAUCAUGAUUUUGCAAAAUUAGAUGAAAUUUUAUCAUCUUCAAGAAAUUUUGAAUUAUUAGAUAUUAAUGGUAGUGAUCCAGAAACUGGUGAUACCGUUUUACAUGAAUUCGUUAAGAAAAAUGAUAUUGGAAUGGUUAAAUGGAUUUUAUCACAUGGUGGUGAUCCUUUUAGAAGAGAUAAAAAGGGUAAAUUACCAAUUGAAUUAGUUGGUAAAACUAAUGAAACUAUGAAAAAAAUCAUUAAAGAUGCUUCACAAGAUCAAAAUGUUAUUAGUUCAACUUCUGGUAGAUCUAUUUCAGGUACUAUGAAGGCACCAACUUUCAAAGGUUAUUUAAGAAAAUGGACAAAUUUUGCAUCUGGAUAUAAAUUACGUUGGUUUAUUCUUGAUUCAAAUGGGAUAUUAUCUUAUUAUAAGAGCCAAGAAGAUACAAUGAAUGCAUGUAGAGGUUCAUUAAAUAUGAAGAGUGCAUUAUUACAUUUAGAUUCUUCAGAAAAGCAAAAAUUUGAAAUUAUAAGUAAAAGUGGUGUUAGAUGGCAUUUAAAAGGUAAUCAUCCAAUUGAAACUAAUCGUUGGGUUUGGAGUUUACAAGGUUCAAUAAGAUUUGCUAAAGAUAAAGAAAGAGCACGUUUAUCAUCUGAAACUGAAAGAAAACAAAGUUUUGAUAUUGAAAAUUCUCGUCAUAAUUCUAAUGUUAGUUCAAAUAAUGAUGGGGUUCCUACGAGUAGAGUUCCAACUCAAGUUAGUAGUAAUUUAACUGAAAUUAAGGAAAAUGAAUCUUUAAAUCAAAUCAAUAAUAAUGAUACCUCUGAAAAUAGAAAUGUUGGUUUAAAUCGUCGUCCUUCAGAAAUUGUUUAUAAUAGUGAUGAAGAUAAUGAUGAUGAUGAAUUUGAUCAAGAAUCUAGAGAAAUUGGAUUACCUGAAGAAAAUGAAGAUAUUGAUGUUGAUUCAGGUCCUUAUAUUCAAGAAAUUUCUGUUUUGAAAAGAGGUUUUAGUCUUGAAUUAAGUUCAUUAAAAGAGUUGUUAAUUGGUGUUAAAGGUUCAUUAGAUCAUGAUUCUGAACCUUUAAAUAUUUCAUUAGGUACAGUUGAAGCAUUAAAUAAUUCAUUUGAAAAAUUAAAUCAUUUAGUUUUGAAAAGAGAUGAAAGAUUAAUUCAUGAUUUACAAAAACAAAAAGAUAUUAAUGAAUUAUGGAUUAAUUCAAUAAGAGAUUUAGAAAAUGAAUUAUUAGCAAAAAAUAAUGAAUUACAAACUUUUGAAAGUGAACGUCGUAAUUUGAAAAAAGCACUUACAAGAAAAUUCAGUUCAGCUUCAGGUUCAUUUUCAACUCCAACUACAGAAGUUACUCAAUCACCAUUUGAUACACAAGGAAUUAAAUCAGGUACAACUAUAACCAGUGCUGGUAUUUCAAGUCCAAAUAAAACUGGUCAUGGCCCAUCACCAUUAGGAUUUGGAGUUACAGGUGCUGUUGCCGGUGUUGCUGCAAAAGUUGGAGCUGCUAUUGGUGCACCUGGAAAACCACAAGAACAAGGUACUACAACAACAGAUGCUGGCUCUUUUGUUCCAAAUGAUGAAAAUGUAGACCCAGCUACAAAGAUUGAUCAUCAACCUAUUGAUCCAAUUGCUGGUGGUGCAUCUUAUGAUCAAAAUGAUGCAGAAAUUUCAAGAUUUUUAAAUGAAGAGGAAGAUUCAGAUGAUGAAUUUUUCGAUGCUGCAGAUUUUGAUGAUGAUGAUGAUGAUGAUGAACAAGGUGUUGUUGGUUCAACACAACAAACAGAUUCCACUGUUGCUACAACACCACAACCAAGUGAUUUAGAACAAGAACAACUCAAACAAGAACAACAAGUUGGUGAAGUUUCAAGUACAGGUGUUGAUGAUUCUCAAUUAAGUAAUGAAUUACAAAAACAAAAGAAUUUAGUAUUAAGUAGUGAAGGAUCUUAUAAAGGUUAUGAAUUUGAACCAAGAAAAGAAUUAAGUCUGAAAGUUGAUAAUAGACCAAAAGUUGGAUUAUGGGGUAUUUUAAAAUCAAUGAUUGGUAAAGAUAUGACUAAGAUUUCAUUACCAGUUUUUUUCAAUGAACCAACAUCAUUAUUACAAAGAGUUGCAGAAGAUUUAGAAUAUUCAGAUUUAUUAAAUCAAGCUGCAUCAUUUGAAGAUUCAACAUUAAGAUUAUUAUAUGUUUCAGCAUUUGCAGCAUCAGAAUAUGGAUCUACCACGGAUCGUGUUGCAAAACCUUUUAACCCAUUAUUAGGUGAAACUUAUGAAUAUUCAAGACCAGAUUUAGGUUUUAGAUUUAUUACUGAACAAGUUAGUCAUCAUCCACCAGUUUCUGCUGCAUUAGCUGAAGCUAUUAAAUGGGAUUAUUAUGGUGAAACAUCAGUUAAAUCUGCUUUUAAUGGUCGUUCAUUUGAUGUUCAACCUUUAGGUAAUUGGUAUUUACAUUUAAGACCAGAUUGUAUGGGGAAUGAUGAAGAAAUUUAUUCAUGGAAAAAAUUAUCAACUUCAGUUGUUGGUAUAGUUGUUGGUAACCCAUCAAUUGAUAAUUAUGGUGAAAUGAUUAUAACAAAUAGUAAGACUGGUGAUAAAGCUAUAUUAAAUUUUAAACCAAGAGGUUGGAGAGGUGCAUCAGCAUAUGAAAUGAGUGGUGUUAUUUAUAAUUCUAAAGGUGAAAAAUCUUGGUCAAUUGGUGGUCAUUGGAAUAAUAAAAUUUUUGCUAAAAAAGUUAUUAAAAAUAAUACAAGUAUUGCUACAUCAGAUAAUAAUUCUAAAAAAAUUGGUAAUGUACCAAUUGAAGAUGGACAAAAAUUCUUAAUAUGGCAAACUACACCAAGACCUAAAGUUCCAUUUAAUUUAACAAGUUAUGCCAUUACAUUAAAUGAAGGUCAUCCAGAUUUAGUACCAUUUUUAAGUCGUGGUGAUACAAGAUUAAGACCAGAUCAAAGAGCCAUGGAAAAUGGACUUUAUGAUGAUGCAAGUAAUUUUAAAAAUGAAGUUGAAGUUAAACAAAGAAUGGCAAGAAAACAGCGUGAAGAACAAGGUAUUGAUUAUAAACCUUCAUAUUUUAUUAAAGAGAUUCAUCCUGUUACAAAAGAAGAAUAUUGGAAAUAUAAUGGUGAUUAUUGGAAGUUGAGAAAUGAAGGUAAAUUGAAAGAGAUUGAUAUAUUUUGA
Molecule: messenger RNA, 3735 nt
Organism: Hansenula ciferrii
Lineage: Eukaryota; Fungi; Ascomycota; Saccharomycetes; Phaffomycetales; Wickerhamomycetaceae
Product: OSBP family protein
Exons: 2
Coding region: 1-3735 (1244 amino acids)
Biological process (GO): exocytosis; endocytosis; maintenance of cell polarity
Cellular component (GO): cytosol; membrane; intracellular membrane-bounded organelle
Molecular function (GO): sterol binding; protein binding
Source: RefSeq, a predicted model, not a curated record